AUGAGCAGCGAGGGAGUGUUGCGGCGGGUGGGCUGUUCGCUGUUCCCGCCGGUGGUGGCGGUGGUGGUGGUGCCCGUGGUGCCGUGGUGGUGUUUUUCGAUCCGCCAGCACGGCCCUGGGAUCAAGCUCGCUGCGGGAGCAACCGGUGUGCAGUAUCAUCGAGAGUGUUGUCGCGUGAAGGGCUUUCGCUCGUCGGCUGUUUCGCAGCAAUUCCUUCGUGCUUUUUGGCUGACGAUCGACGUUAGAAUGAUCAUCACUGCCAAAGACCUGCGUGCGAUCCAGAAUAUGCCUCAGCCUACGACUACGUUUCAGGAGAAGGAGGUGGACCUGAAAAUUGAAUUCGAUGGGACCACGGUACUGUGUCGUGUGUGUGGAGACAAGGCGUCUGGUUUCCACUACGGAGUACAUUCCUGCGAAGGAUGCAAGUCGAGGCGCGGGAGUGGGAGUAGAACGCCGGGGUCUACUCAGCAGCGCCCUGGUUACUUGGUCGUGGUGCGAAGUUGGGCAGUCAGUCUAUCCGAAGUGAUCCUGAGGCGUGUAGUGUAUUGCCCUCUGUGUCGUGAGGUUAUUUGCGAAAAGAAAAAUCCUGCUCGAAGUGUCGAAAGAAAAUACGUUCUGAGUGAAGUUUUCGGAAAACGCUGGAGGAAAAUCUCCUCGUGUGCAGAAACCGUGGAUACUGGAUCAGAAGAAGAACCUUCGCUGUUGUGCGACAGGCUCCGUAAAAUGAUCGUAACUCAAGGGAAGGAGGAUGUUGGGUGGACUGAGUGCGUGUCGACUGAUUCCAAGAGCCCGGAUGGCAUAUUCAACCUUGGUCCGAACUUGGAUUGGUCAUUUCACACGUCCACCGAGAAUAUCCAACUGCCGUUUGUCGACGACCCUGACGAUGAGCAUGAUGACGGGGCGUCGUUCGUCGCUGACGAGUGCAAUUGCCGACGUGACGUCGGAGGAAAUGCCGGCAAAUCUUCGGGUGGUUCGCGCGAAUUCCCCGUGACAGACCGUCGAUUUGACGAGGCCCUCGUGACUAAAAAGCCGUGCGCAGUUUCAUUCAUUGAAAAGGAAAUCCGAGUAGCCGUGGACGCGUCGGAUGUAGAUCAAUCUUGCGACUGCCCUGGCGAUUCGAACCCUAAACCAUCCGAGGAGCAUCAUUCAGUGUGUAGGGAUGCAUCCCUCGAAGAACGAGAGGGCUUCUUCCGGCGGAGCAUCCAGCAGAAAAUUCAAUACCGACCUUGCACCAAGAACCAGCAGUGUUCGAUUUUGAGGAUAAACCGAAAUCGGUGCCAGUACUGUCGCCUCAAGAAAUGCAUAGCUGUCGGCAUGAGUCGAGACGCUGUCCGAUUCGGACGCGUCCCGAAGAGGGAAAAGGCGAAAAUACUCGCUGCUAUGCAAAGCGUCGCUUGGAAGUCGCAGGAAAAGGCGAUAGAUGCAGCAUUGGCUGCGGACGACAGCUCAUUGAUGUCUACUGUCACUGGUGCACACAGGGACACGUGUCCAUUCACUCAGGACCGUCUCCCGACAUUCCUCAUGCGCGCCCACGAACAGGCGCACUUGCAUCCCAACACCAGCGCCCCGAACGGGCAAAUGGCUUGUCCGCUGAACCCGGUUGGCUAUGCGGAGAACCCGUACGCGUGCCUGCAAGAUUUCUCGCAGAGGUUCUCUCCGGCCAUUCGAGGUGUGGUGGAGUUCGCCAAGAGACUCCCCGGGUUCUCCAUGCUGGUACAGGAGGACCAAGUUACUCUGCUGAAGGCGGGUGUGUUCGAAGUACUGCUCCUGCGGCUCGCUGGCUUAUUUGAUUCACAGACGAACACCAUGGUCAGCUUGAAUGGAAUGGUAGUGAAACGAGAGAGCUUCGGUGGCCUCGGGCCCAAUGGGGAAAUGUUUGGAAACGCUCGAUUUCUCAUGGAUUCUAUGUUCGACUUUGCUGAUCGUCUUAACGCGCUGCAGCUGUCCGAUGCUGAGUUGGCUUUAUUUUCUGCAAUCGUCGUCCUUUCCCCUGAUCGCCCGGGUUUGCGAAACCCCGAGCUGGUUGACCGUAUCUGUGGCAAGAUGACGUCUUUGCUGAAACACGUCAUAAGACAAAGACAACACGUGCUCAAGUUUGCCAUGAACGGUAAUGAAGAGAGCAAAGCUGAGUUCAUCUCCGAAGAACAAGCCCAGCAGAUGUACGACGACCUGGUGAAGAAAAUUCCUGACCUUCGCACCCUCAAUGCGUUGCAUUCCGAAAAGCUGCUGGCGUUCAAAAUGACGGAGCAACAACAGCAGAAUGCGCAAGGAGAUGCUGAAGCCGAGGCGAGUUAUCACGGCAUGACUGCAGCUCUCGGCAUGUGCUUAAAUAGCGAAGCACCGGUGCCUUCAUCCACAAUGAAUCACACCGAAUCUCUGCUGUAUGCUCCGCGCAAACUCGAUUCCCCGACCGACUCCGGUAUCGAAUCGGGCUGCGAAGCCGUGAGGAUUGGCGGCAAACUCAGUCCGUCUCGACCCGCGUCUGCUUGCGGCAGUCCACAAUGUGGCGGAGGACUUUCGCCGGAAGACUUGUCUGGCGGCGUGGAAUCGUCUCCCGAAGACAUGCCAGUGCUGAAAAGAGCUUUGCAAGCGCCGCCACUCAUCAACACGAACUUGCUGAUGGACGAAGCAUAUCGACCGCACAAGAAAUUCCGCGCCAUGCGUCGAGAGCAGGAAGGAGACGCCACGUCAUCAACUUCCUCCGGCAGCCCUGGCCCGAGCUCGGAAAAGAUGGAGUUGUUGCGCAAUGCCCUGACUCCGGAACACGAUGAUCAGCACUCCACUUCUGGUCAUCAGCAGCGAUUACAGAGCACGCUGGCACGGUCAUUGAUGGAAGCGCCGAAGAUGACUGCCGAGCAAAUGAAGCAGACUGACAUGCUUACCUCUCUCAUCAUGCGAGGAGACAUUCCGCAGUCAUAUCGUUCAUCGUAUGUCUCUGACCCGUCUACUUCAAAAGCAGAUCUCCACGAAGCAGCUGCUGAUUCCAGCGGCAGCCGUUGCAUCUCUCGAAAAGUACGGCAUCCUUCAUCCGGGUGCAGGCCCGGUGCUGCGACGAGAGGCGGGUCCACUUUGGCAUCCUGCCUUUCUACGCCUGUGCCAAACGGGUCCGCCUCGUCUGGCAACUGGUACCACCCACCGAGUCCAAUUCAGCCACCGAUCCAUGUGCAUCCACGCGUGAUGAGCACCAACAUGAGUUCUCAACCGCAGUCCCCGAGCCCGGACUCGGCGUCCGAUUCCGUCGGAGCUUCGCGGCUUCCGACGUGCUGGAAGGCUGCUGCUGCUCCACUGGAGUUGAGCACCCGUUGUUCACCUCGCGAGGAGGCGCCAUCUAUGCAAUUCAUGGCUCAGGAGGCGCCGGAAGCCCUAGCGCCGCUCAAUCUCUCGAAGAAAUUUGUGGCGAUCCCUCUGGAUUCGGCGCAAUCAUCACCACCGAUGAACUCCAAAUUCGCCAUGUAG
This is a messenger RNA of Notodromas monacha, 3456 nucleotides long. The record is from the annotation of a GenBank genome assembly. Lineage: Eukaryota; Metazoa; Arthropoda; Ostracoda; Podocopida; Cyprididae.